This is a messenger RNA of Oncorhynchus mykiss (rainbow trout), 3634 nucleotides long. NCBI's taxonomy places the organism in Eukaryota, Metazoa, Chordata, Actinopteri, Salmoniformes, Salmonidae. The record is from RefSeq and is a predicted model, not a curated record.
UUCAGGGCUCGCGGCUUUAAAUGAGGAGGUCGGACUACUCGGUCGCGUGCGAGUGGAGGGAGUGUAUGGGGACUGUUGUGGAAAGAGCGCUCCUAUAGAAAUUGUGACAGUCGCACAGAGGCAGGACGCUUUAUUUGACAUUUCUCUCUCCAUCUCUAUUUCUCUUACAUCUCCAAUCUCUGUCGGAGGAAGAAAAAACAUUUUAAAAGAACUGUUGGAGAAGUGUCAGGUCAGUCAGCAGGAUGCACCGGCACAGAGGAGGCCAUGGAGGAGGAGGUCCUCAGGAAGUGGAGCUAACAGACGAAGAGAAGGAGAUCAUCAACAGUGUUCUGGCUCGGGCUGAGACCAUGGAGGCCAUGGAGCAGGAGAGGAUAGGGCGUUUUGCCACUAGGUUGGACAGUAUGAAGAAGACAGCAUGUGGAGAUGGUCACUCUCGCUGUCUGCUGUGUGGAGAGACGUUUGGCCAGCAGGGAGUCAACUCCGUACUCUGUUCCCACUGCAAGAAGCAUAUGUGCAGUAAGUGUGGGAUUCAGAACAACAGCCGCUCGUCAUGUCCUGUGUGGGUCUGUAGGAUCUGCAGCGAGCACAAAGAGAUGUUGAAGCGUUCUGGAGCGUGGUUCUUUAAGGGCCAACCCCAGAAGGUCCUCCCUGCUCCCCUGCCCAUCUCCAGGCCCAGAGGGACAGGUAGAGAGAGCCCCCGUACCCUGAACCCCACCCAUCACCAGCCCAGUACCCAGCCCUAUGCCCGUACCCAGACCCAGCCCAUCUACCAGCCAGACGCUGGUGCCCAGGACUGCACAGAGCAGCAGGAGCAGCAGGGUAACUGCUGCUCCAACACAGAGAACCAAGAGCCCACCGAUGAGCCCCCGUACUCCAGCUCAGAGCAACAGGACCCAGAGGGGUAUAGCUCUGCUCAGACACUAGGGGGCGUUGCUGUGCAGGAAGAGAUGGUGAAGAACCAGUCUAAGUUAGGCUCCAGACCUCCCACAGCCAGGGGGAGAGAGAACACGCCAGCUCCAGCUGACUCAGUCGCACCACAGGCCCCUGCGCCCGAGGAGAGCAGACACCCUCACCAGAGGGAGGAUAGAGCCCCAACUCCAGUCGGGGAGGAGAAACCCACUCCUGCCCCCAAACCCACCCUGGCAGCACGCCCAGCCCCCGCUCCUGUCGAGGACGAUGACAACGAAUAUGACUCUGAUGAAUCCACCACCCUGGGGUUACUGGAGUUCACUCUGCAUUAUGAACAGGAGAGCAACGCGCUGCACUGCAAUAUAGUCAAAGCCAAGGGCCUAAAGCCGAUGGACUCUAAUGGCCUAGCAGACCCUUACGUCAAGCUGCACCUCUUACCUGGAGCCAGUAAGUCUAACAAGCUGCGUACUAAGACACUGAAGGGCACUCUGAACCCAGUGUGGAAUGAGACUCUGGUGUACCACGGUAUCACUGACGACGACAUGCAGCGCAAAACGCUACGGCUGUCAGUGAGUGAUAUGGACAAGUUUGGGCACAAUGAGUUCAUCGGAGAGACGCGUGUUGCUCUGAAGAAACUCAAAGCCAACCAGAAGAAGAACUACAGUGUGUGUCUGGAGAGGGUGGUCCAGGUGAAGAAGGCAGGAACAGGAGGCUCAGCCCGGGGCAUGGCACUCUACGAGGAGGAGGUAAAGGAGGAUGCAGAGGAGAGGGGUCGUAUCCUGGUCUCUCUAACCUACAGUACCCAGCAGGGUCGUCUGAUAGUGGGAGUGGUGCGAUGUGCUCACCUGGCAGCUAUGGACUCUAAUGGAUACUCAGACCCCUUCGUCAAGAUCUUCCUGAAACCAGACAUGGGGAAGAAAGCCAAGAACAAGACUCAGAUAAAAAAGAAGACGCUGAACCCAGAGUUCAACGAGGAGUUCAGCUAUGAGAUCAAACAUGGUGAGCUGGCCAAGAAGAGCCUGGACAUCUCAGUCUGGGACUAUGACAUGGGAACAUCCAAUGAUUUCAUUGGAGGGUGCCAGCUGGGCAUCACAGCCAAGGGGGAAUGUCUGAAGCACUGGUACGAAUGUCUGAAGAACAAAGACAAGAAGAUUGAGCGCUGGCACGUCCUCCUAGAUGACAACACCGUUAAAGACACGGACGACUAAGUCACGACCUCUUCUUCCUCUUCUCCUCCUCCCUAGAUUCAUCCACCCAGGCUGUUUCUAUCUUCCUCUCAAAUAUAUUAUUUUGUCUUCCAUUCUUGGUCUUCCUACUUUUAGUAAUGUGAACCUGAAUUAGCAGCAAAUGAAGGGCCUCUGUUUUUACAACUUCUUUCUUCGUGUGCUGACAGAAUGCUUAUUGUAUGCAUGUACUCAUCAACACAGUGUUUACAGUGAAACAAAAAGAACUGCAACACAUUAUAUAGAUUACAUUAUGUAGAUGACAUCGUCUCUGACCCCCACCCUAGAUUGUGCUGUACAGAGUUAUGGCAUGGUCAUAAUCUGUGUUCUAUACUUCUAUACUGUGCUCUUAUGACAUGGUCAUAAUCUGUAUUCUAUACUUCUAUACUUUGCUCUAAGGACAUGGUCAUACUCUGUAUUAUAUACUUCUAUACUGUGCUCUUAUGACAUGGUCAUAAUCUGUGAUCUAUACUUCUAUACUGUGCUCUCAUGACAUGGUCAUAAUCUGUAUUCUAUACUUCUAUACUUUGCUCUAAGGAUAUGGUCAUACUCUGUAUUAUAUACUUCUAUAUUGUGCUCUUAUGACAUGGUCAUAAUCUGUGUUCUAUACUUCUAUACUGUGCUCUUAUGACAUGGUCAUAAUCUGUGUUCUAUGCUUCUAUACUGUGCCCUUAUGACAUGGUCAUAAUCUGUGUUCUAUACUUCUAUACUGUGCUCUUAUGACAUGGUCAUAAUCUGUGUUCUAUACUUCUAUACUGUGCUCUCAUGACAUGGUCAUAAUCUGUAUUCUAUACUUCUAUACCGUAACUGCAGGGUACAAGGGUUUGCUCUGACAAAGCAUAAUCUUCAAGUGGUACUGUAUGUACAAACAGUUUGUUAAAAGGAGGAUAUGAUGGAUGUUACGGAAUAUAUAUUGAUGUUAUUUAUGUAUGAAGAUGUUUACAUAGUUAGUAUUAGCUGUUUAUGUUGAUAACAUGUCAUGUUAUUGAAGCAUUAGCUCGCCUAAGAAACAUGGGAUAUCAUAGAAACCUGGAAUGCACUGAUUUAGAUAUUGCUCUCUAUUUCUUUAUCUAUCUCUGUCUGUCUCUCUAUCUCUGUCUGUCUCUCUCUCUCUGUCUGUCUCUCUGUCUCUCUCUCUGUCUGUCUCUAUAUCACUGUCUAUCUCUCUAUCUCUGUCUGUCUCUCUAUCUCUGUCUGUCUCUCUCUCUGUCUCUAGCUCUCUCUCUCUCGCGGAGAACAAAGAAAUGACUCCAAGCCUGAUGAAAUACUAAACAAUUCUGUCGACAUGGUCAUAUUGCACUGCACUGCAUUUUACUGUGACAGACAGAUAACAAAUGCGCACAAAAUACAUGCUGAGCGUGAGCCCUGUCUUGAUCAUGUGACGUAUACAUUGAUCUGUAGUAGGUUUGAUUGCUAGACAUUCUCAAAUGUGAAAUAAUCUCUGAUAGCGUAUGUUAAACAGUAAUGCAAUAUAAAGUAAAAUAAAAUAUGAAAACUGUAAA